UAAACAGGAUCCAUUUUCUGUAUUGAAUCAUUUUACUCUUGAUACUUUCAGGACAUUUUGCUGUCGUUGUUCAUCAUCUAUCCAAUCAGAUGGUUUUGGUUUUACCAAUAUUUUGACAUCUAACUCGUCUCUGGUUCUUUUUUUAAUCAGUUCAGGAUGGACAGUAAACAGUGUUGUGUGAAGCUGUCGGUCCAGCCGUCCAGAGGACUCUUGGAUGAGAAGUUCAUUGUUCUGGUCCAGAGCGUUCCACCUGGUUUGCAGCUGACCGUCCACGCCCUCCACCAGUGUGAAGACGGGCACAGCUGGGAGGCGUUCGGUCACUACACUGCCGACGCCAGCGGGAAUGUGAAUGUUUCAGAGGAUCCCAGUCUGGGCGGAACAUAUUCUGGGGUUGAACCGAUGGGUCUACUGUGGAGCUUAACACCAAUUCCAGGCAGCAAACCUGGACUGAGGAUGAGGAAGAUGAACGUCCAGACUCCCAUGGAGGUCACAAUCUCAGUUUACCAAGGUCACCAGACUGAGGGGUUCAUGGAUCAGGUGGCGCUGGCCGGUGUGGUGGUGGAGCGCUGGUACAUUGCGCCUGGCGUCCGCAGGAUCCCGAUCACAGAGGAUGGACUCACUGCGACCCUUUUCCUGCCCCCAGGACCUGGACCUUUUCCUGGUCUCCUGGACUUGUGGGGCGGCGAAGGGAAGUUGCUGGAGUACCGUGCAGCGCUGUUUGCCUCGCACGGCAUCGCCUCACUGGCUCUUGACUAUUUGACACCUGAAAUAACCAUGGAAACCGGGAAGAUGGUGGACAACAAGUACGUUGAGGCGGCCUACAGAGUCCUGCAGCAGCAUCCCCAGGUCCUCGACAGCAGGAUCGCCAUGUUGGGCCUUUCGCUUGGAGCCAGUGUCACCCUCAAAAUGGCUGCUUACUCCCAAGUUGUAAAGCUCAGGUGUGCGGUGUGUGUAAGCGGGAGUCAUGUGCAGCCGGUUGACGGAUUUUUGAAAGAACUCUUGCUUUUCUGUCGUGAAAACGCUGGGAAGACUCGCUACAACGAGGAGAACCAGGUGAUGUUUAGAGAGCUGCUGCUGCCCAUCCCCACCGACCCCUCACUCAAAGUGGAUGUGGGACGACUCCAGUGUCCUCUGUUGCUGGUUGUAGGUGAGGACGAUCAGAACUGGCCCACCUACGAGUCUGCAAUGGACAUGAAGGAGAUGAUGGAGCGAGCGGGGAACAGCUACCUGCUGACUGUGCUGUCGUACCUGAACGCCGGUCACUUGAUUGAACCGCCAUACACGCCACACGCCAAAACCAGCACUUUUAACUCAGUGGAAUCAACUCACAGUGUGAUGGCUCUGUGGGGCGGAGAGACAUUGGCACAUUCUCGUGCUCAGGAAGACGCCUGGAGGAAGACGCUGGUCUUUCUGAGGGAGAAUCUGUACGCUACGGCGGCAGAAAACCCCCAGUGCAACCUCACUUUCACAGAGUUACAAAUGUAAUAUGUUCACAGGUUAGCCCCCUCCAACAUAUGCAAAUGCCCGCACUGAAUUUCUCAAUUCAGUUUCCAUUUUACAUAACAAAAACACAAGAUUACAAAAAUAAAAUUAUGCUGAACACAAAUGUUUUUUUUUUGUUGUGUUUCUGUUUUAUUUCUUGACAAUAUUCUCUUUUGUUUAUAUGAUAUACUUCUUCUGCAAAGUUAGUUCUGGCUAAUAAGUAUUUUGUUUAUUUGGGUAACAUUAUGGAUACUUGAGGUUAUUUAGGUAGGUAGACAGGUUUAGGACCAGCAUGCACCUCAGUGGGUUUAUGUUUUUUUCUCGAAAUCCCAUUGUUCCUCUAUUUGCUGCUUGUUUGGAUAAAUAA
This is a messenger RNA of Seriola aureovittata, 1849 nucleotides long. RefSeq names its product peroxisomal succinyl-coenzyme A thioesterase-like. The coding region runs from base 157 to 1485 and encodes 442 amino acids. The transcript is spliced from 10 exons. NCBI's taxonomy places the organism in Eukaryota, Metazoa, Chordata, Actinopteri, Carangiformes, Carangidae. The record is from RefSeq and is a predicted model, not a curated record. Gene Ontology annotation, biological process: acyl-CoA metabolic process; fatty acid metabolic process. Gene Ontology annotation, molecular function: fatty acyl-CoA hydrolase activity.